Messenger RNA from Fusarium falciforme, 1020 nucleotides. RefSeq lists its product as hypothetical. Bases 1 to 1020 code for a protein of 339 amino acids. NCBI's taxonomy places the organism in Eukaryota, Fungi, Ascomycota, Sordariomycetes, Hypocreales, Nectriaceae. The record is from RefSeq and is a predicted model, not a curated record. The transcript has 2 exons.
AUGUCUUCGACUGGUCAGAACCAGGCCAACGUGCCACAAGCUCAGAUAAAUGGACGGCCUUAUCUAGUUACAACAGUUGCAACCCUCGGCGGCUAUCCAACUCCCUCCGUCGAUGAUCCAAUUUGCGGCGUCUUUAUUGCCUUCUUCCUCGCCAGCGCCAUCUUCAACAUGACCAUCUACAUACGGAAUCGACGACGUGGCCACAAGUUCCUGUUCUCAGCUGUCCUAUUCGGCUUUUCUAUCGCCCGUAUCGUUGCCUGUUCACUACGCAUCGUCGUCGGCUCCAAGCCACAUCAAGUCAACACCGUCAUCGCUUCCCAGGUCUUCAACAGUGCAGGUGUUGUAAUGAUCUUUGUCAUCAACCUCUUCUUCGCCCAACGCAUCCUCCGAGCCUACCACCCGCGGCUGGGUUGGGGAAAACCUGCAACAUUGGUAGCGCGGUUUCUACUAUUCAGCCUUAUUGGGACACUCAUCAUGACCAUAAUCGCCGUUGUGUAUUCAUUCUAUACCCUCGACGUUGGGGUGCGGAAGACGAUUCGCCAUAUCCAGCUCUUUUCUGCUACCUAUAUCGCAGUAUUGGCUUUCUUGCCAUUACCCAUCACCAUCGUCAGCGUCUUGCUUUCUAGCCCGGAGAAAGUUGAACCCUUCGGCCGAGGAAGGAUGGAAACGAAAGUCUACCUUCUCACCGGGACAUCGACGCUCUUAGCUUUCGGUGCAGGUUUCAGAGCUGGCACUAGCUAUGUGACACGUCCCAUCACCGAUCCGGCGUGGUUCCACCAUAAAGCCUGCUUUUACAUCGUCAACUUUGCCAUCGAGAUCAUCGUGGUCUACUCAUACGCCUUAUCUCGCUUCGACCGUCGCUUCUUCAUCCCAAAUGGCAGCAGUGGCCCAGGCGACUACUCUCGGAUAGAGGUUCCAAUUCCGUUGGGUGAUCAAAGUGCUGAUUUCAGUCUUGGGUCACAGGACAGACUUAGCAUUAGAGACGUGCAGCUGCAGAAAGUGAGGAAUGUUGGGGCAUAA